This is a messenger RNA of Penicillium odoratum, 1617 nucleotides long. RefSeq names its product flavin-containing monooxygenase. The record is from RefSeq and is a predicted model, not a curated record. NCBI's taxonomy places the organism in Eukaryota, Fungi, Ascomycota, Eurotiomycetes, Eurotiales, Aspergillaceae. The transcript has 5 exons. Bases 1 to 1617 code for a protein of 538 amino acids. Gene Ontology annotation, molecular function: NADP binding; flavin adenine dinucleotide binding; N,N-dimethylaniline monooxygenase activity.
AUGGCCAUUGACCUUAUCAAACGGAAUGAUUGCCGCAACUUCGUUAUCCUCGAGAAGGGUAGCAGUGUCGGAGGCACAUGGAAUGAUAACAAAUAUCCUGGUUGUUGCUGUGACGUAUGGAGUACUUUAUACAGCUACUCCUUUGAGCAGAAUCCAAAAUGGACGAGAGAAUAUCCUGGACAGGAGGAACUCCAUGCCUAUCUUGUCGGUGUUGCUGAGAAGUAUAGUCUCUAUAAACACAUCCGAUUCAAUUCGACCGUUAAAGAAGCAAGAUGGAAUGACACCGAGUCCAAGUGGGAAACCAGUGUCAAAAUGACAGGCCAAAAAGAUAGCGAGUUCUCUGACUCCUACAUUAUCAACUCUGACUUCCUGAUCUCGGCGGUCGGUCAGCUUAAUGCACCACAAGAGCCCAAUAUCCCGGGGUUAAAAGAUUUUCAAGGGAAGAUGAUGCAUAGCGCUCGGUGGGACUGGACCUACGAUCUGAAGAACAAACGAAUUGCAAUUAUUGGCAAUGGUGCAACGGCGGCCCAAAUCAUCCCCGAAAUUGCCCCACAGGCAUCACACCUCACCGUCUUUCAGCGUACUCCGAACUGGGUCGUUCCUCGGGGUGAUGCACCCGUAUCUGCCCUCCAGCAAGCUUUAUUGACCUACAUACCCCCACUCCGUUGGCGUAAGCGCGCUCUACAGAUGGACUAUCGCGAAAGCUUUCACGACGCCGUCUUUGAUAAGGACUCAUCAUUCGCCCAAAUGAUGCGUGAUUGGAGUGGCGGUAUGCUCAAAGAUCAAUUGGCCGGUAAACCAGAACUUUGGGACAAAUUGACACCUAACUAUGCGCCUGGCUGCAAGAGAGUGAUCAUAUCCGAUGACUACUAUCCCGCUCUUGCGCGCGACAAUGUCAGUCUAGAGACGCGAAAGAUCACCCGUAUCACAAAAAAGGGCAUUGAAGUCGAUGACUGCGGCGAGCAAGAAUACGAUGUCAUCCUGCUGGCCACUGGAUUCAGGACCGUCGAGUUUAUGUAUCCAAUUCAAAUGUAUGGUGCAAAUGGAAGAUCUCUCGAAGAUAUUUGGAAAGACGGUGCAACGGCCUACAGAGGUGUGACUGUCGAGGACUUGCCAAACUUUGGCAUGUUUUAUGGUCCCAAUACCAAUCUUGGGCACAAUUCCAUCAUCCUUAUGAUCGAGGCUCAAUCAAGAUACCUGAAUAGCCUGGUUGGGGAGGUCAUGCGAGUUAAACAACAAGGACGAAAGCUAUCGCUCAAGCCAACUCCUGAGGCCGUAAAAGACUUCAAUGAUAGAAUUCAGGAAGUGUUGCGGAAUAGUAGCUUUGCAGACCCGAACUGCAACAGCUGGUAUAAAAGAGCGGACGGAGUCAUUACCAACAACUGGUCCGGAACGGUCGUUGAAUAUCAGGAGGAACUGUCACAGGUUCAAUGGCAGGACUAUAUUGCUGGUGGGUCUGGAAAAAGUCUCAUCGCCAAAAAGCGGCCCACAUACCUGGGGCGAGUAAAGGAGGAGUCAUUUUUCUCCAGCACGUCGCUUCUUCUUGGUACUGUUGGUACUCUUGUCAUUGUUGGAGGAUACUUCGCAGCCCGCCCUAAUCUUUUGAGGUCUCGUUAA